Conger conger (European conger) is the source of this 761-nucleotide messenger RNA. It is a transcript of the gene cox4i1, whose product is annotated as cytochrome c oxidase subunit 4 isoform 1, mitochondrial. Lineage: Eukaryota; Metazoa; Chordata; Actinopteri; Anguilliformes; Congridae. Gene Ontology annotation, biological process: mitochondrial electron transport, cytochrome c to oxygen. The record is from RefSeq and is a predicted model, not a curated record. The coding region runs from base 25 to 594 and encodes 189 amino acids. The transcript has 5 exons.
CCAAUCUAGUCAUUCGAAAUCUCUAUGCGCCUCUGUCUCGGUCAUUACUUCCUUUGCAUUUUCCUGAGCGGCAGCGGCGAGAGAAUGUUGGCUACGAAAGCUUUGCGCGUUCUGGGAAAACGGGCCAUCUCUACCUCCGUUUGCCUUCGUGGUGGACAUGGGGUUGCCAAGGUGGAAGAAUACACUCUUCCACCAUAUUUUGAUCGACCAGAGAAUCCCCUCCCAGAUGUGAAGUUUGUGCAGACACUGAACCCGGAGCAGAUGUCCCUCAAGGAGAAAGAAAAGGGUUCUUGGGCAACCCUCUCCAAUGAUGAGAAGAUUGCAUUGUACCGCAUCAGCUUCCAGCGGAGCUUUGCUGAAAUGACCAGGGCGACGGGCGAGUGGAAGUCUGUGGUGGCUGGGAUGUUGAUGUUUUUCGGCCUGACUGGUUUUAUUGUCGCCUGGCAGAGGAAAUAUGUUUACGGCGACGUGCCCUACACCUUCUCCCAGGAAUACAAGGAGCAGGAGCUGCAGAGGGUGCUGGAUAUGCGGAUGAACCCCGUCGAGGGCAUAGGGAACAGUUGGGACUAUGAGAAUAAGCAGUGGAAGAAGUAACGCGAACACGCCAGAGCACAAGACACAAAAUACGUUCCAAUAAAUCAGUGUGGGUAUUCACUUAUCAACCUUACCUCUUAAGCAACCCGGAAGACCACUUCCCUUCCUCUUAAGGCUACUGUACAUUAUUUAAAAACUCAAAUAAAAGUUCCAGUGUUACCCGAAAA